AUGAGUGGUCAAUUGGGAACUCAAAGAUUCUUUUGGCUCCUUGGCUUUGCACGCUUGGCAAAGGAAUGUUCCAACUAUGUACCAGUCUCUUCUUUGCAAGUAAGAUUGACUGAUCUCUCGUUCUUUCUUAAUCCUCGCGAUUUAGCUCGCUCUAACAAGUUGAUGCGGUUGAACCUCAAGGUUCAAAUCGCAUUUAAUGCGGUUGUCCCCCCUCUCCCCUCCCUCCUCCUUCAUGAUGUGUGA
Molecule: messenger RNA, 243 nt
Organism: Prunus armeniaca (apricot)
Lineage: Eukaryota; Viridiplantae; Streptophyta; Magnoliopsida; Rosales; Rosaceae
Source: the annotation of a GenBank genome assembly